Cheilinus undulatus (humphead wrasse) is the source of this 1680-nucleotide messenger RNA. RefSeq names its product high-affinity choline transporter 1-like. The record is from RefSeq and is a predicted model, not a curated record. Gene Ontology annotation, cellular component: plasma membrane. Gene Ontology annotation, molecular function: choline:sodium symporter activity. NCBI's taxonomy places the organism in Eukaryota, Metazoa, Chordata, Actinopteri, Labriformes, Labridae. Bases 1 to 1680 code for a protein of 559 amino acids. Gene Ontology annotation, biological process: choline transport; transmembrane transport; acetylcholine biosynthetic process. The transcript has 8 exons.
AUGGGCCUCAACAUCCCAGGACUGAUGGUGAUGUUGCUCUUCUACCUGCUGGUGCUGGGCACAGGGAUCUGGGCCUCCAUGAAGUCAAAGCGGCUGCAGGACAGCAGCCAAGCCGACCCAAGGGAAAUCACUCUUCUGGGCAAUAGAGGGAUUAGUCUGGUGGUGGGAGUCUUCACCAUGACAGCUACUUUUGUUGGUGGAGGCUUCAUCGUAGGUCUGACAGAGGCCGUGUUUUCGCCAACCAUGGGACUUAUCUGGGCUGUCAUUCCAGUAACAGCAGCCCUGUCUUUCAUUGUUGGUGGACUGUUAUUUGCCAAGACAAUGAGAGACAGAAAAUACAUAACAAUGAUGGAUCCAUUCCAGAUCAAGUAUGGGAAUUUAGUAAGUGGAGUUCUUUCCCUGGCAUUGCUGACCUCAGACAUACUCUGGGUUACAGGAACUCUUAUUGGCCUGGGAGCAACAAUGAGCGUGAUCUUGGAUUUGUCCUACACUAUUUGUAUUUUGAUUUCUGCUGCUGUAGCCAUCGUCUACACACUGUUGGGAGGUCUCUACUCUGUUGCCUACACAGACAUCAUCCAGUUAACCCUGAUAUUCUUUAGCAUGUGGUUAUGUGUCCCUUUCAUCAUGAUGAACCCUUAUUCAGCUGACAUAACCAAGACGGCUUUAAACUUUACCUACCAGGCACCCUGGAUUGGUUCAGUUGAUAAAGAAAGAGCAUGGAGGUGGAUUGAUAAUUUCCUAAUAUUGGCUCUUGGAAAUAUUGGAUAUCAGGACUUUCACCAGAGGACCCUGUCCGCAUCCUCAUCAUCCACAGCCAGGAUCACCUGCUUCAUUGCAGCUCCACUCGUCUUCAUACUUGGAGUUCCAUCUGUUUUGAUUGGAGCAGUCGCAGCAUCAACAGACUGGAAUAAGACCACGUAUGGCUCUCCAUCCCCAUAUGAACGUGGAGAGGCUGGUCAGAUUCUUCCCAUUGCUCUGCAGCAUCUCAGCCCACCCUACAUCUCCAUCGUCGGCAUUGGCGCUGUGGCUGCUGCUGUGAUGUCAUCAACAGACUCUUCUUUGUUGUCAGCCAGUUCAAUCUUUGCAUCCAACAUCUAUAAAAACAUCCUGAGGACCGGGGCAUCAGACAGGGAGAUCCAGUGGGUGAUCCGUAUCACUGUGGUAUCGGUGGGCUUGGCUGGCACAUCGCUCACCCUCUUACAGAACAGCAUCAUGGUUUUCUGGAUCCUGGGCUCAGGCAUAACCUACACCAUCAUGUUUCCUCAACUCAUCUGUGUCCUCUACUUUAAAAUCUGUAACGGCUAUGGCUCCAUCAUGGGCUUGCUGCUUGGAGUGGUGUUGAGAGUGCUGAGUGGCGAGCCAUCCAUUGGGUUGCCUGUUGUUCUUGAGUUCCCAGGAUGCACCUUUGAGGAUGGUAAAUAUGUUCAGCAUGCUCCUGUCAGCACUAUCUGCAUGUUUUCCACCUUCUUUGCCACUUUAUUGUUCUCCUAUUUGGCCUUACUGCUCUUCAAUAGAGGGCUGAUCCCUGAGAGGUGGGAUGUGUUUAAAGUGAAAAGAUACAAACCACAACAGAGACUUUCAUCAAUGAACAGUCAAAGCAUAAAAACAGAUGAAGAGGAGAAACUGGAAGAUCAGAGGGAUAAUGAAUUGGUGUUAAUGGAGACGUUUCAGCGGCACUGA